Molecule: messenger RNA, 4362 nt
Organism: Micropterus salmoides (largemouth bass)
Lineage: Eukaryota; Metazoa; Chordata; Actinopteri; Centrarchiformes; Centrarchidae
Gene: klf5a
Product: Kruppel-like factor 5a
Exons: 4
Coding region: 204-1766 (520 amino acids)
Biological process (GO): regulation of transcription by RNA polymerase II
Molecular function (GO): DNA-binding transcription factor activity, RNA polymerase II-specific; RNA polymerase II cis-regulatory region sequence-specific DNA binding
Source: RefSeq, a predicted model, not a curated record
CCUACGACAGGAGAUAGAAAACUGUCUGUGGGCCGGUGGAGGGAUGAAACAAGUGGAAGGAGAUGUAGCAGACUGGCACGCAUUUAUAACUCCACCACGCGCACUACACCUCGUCGGCUCUGCUCCUUUUCCCAGUCCGCCGUAGCAUCCUCCUUUUAGCGUAACAGGGCGAACGUCCUUUGCGGUGCUGCAUCGGGAGCUUCAUGGCCGCGGCACUCACGAUGAGCGGCGGCGGGCAGGAGGAUCCCUUCUAUCCGCUGCAGAAGGCGACCCUGCCCGCUGGAUUCUCUCUGGAGGAGUCGGCGUUGUUCGGCUUGGAUUGCAAGAUCACAGAUGCAGACAAGACUGGGCAAAACGACUACACUCAGGCAAAGUUUGAGAUGGACAGGUAUCUCUCCCCUCAGUCUCUUCCCCUUCCACCUCCUGCAGACAGCCAGCAGAAGUCACAGAGAGACAGUGCAUCUGCAGCGGAUCACUUCUUCACUGACGAUCACGCCGGGGCUCCCUACACCCUCAACAUGAAUCUUUACCUCCAUGACGCCGCCUACCUGAGGAUGGGCUUGUGUCAGCAGGCGCGGCCCCCUCAGCACCAGAACCACACAGGUCUCACCCAAAUCAAAACAGAAUCUGCCCCCGCGUGUUUCUCCCCCAACCUACAGCUGCACUGCCCCAACUCCACGUCUGCUGGUAGCUGCAGCACAUCUGGGCAUGGCCCCGGCAGUAUUGCCAUGGAAGCCUCAGCCAUAAACAUGACGUUAACGGGGUUACCAGACUUCACCAGUGUGUUCAACCAGUCGGGAGGCGGCAGCGGUGGCGAUUCAGUACCAGGAGUGUUUGUGAAACAGGAAAUGUCAUCUCAGUUCGAGCAACAUGCUCUCCACCACCAUGACAACAGUGGCUCGCUGUUUCAACUACUAAACUCCGGCUUGGACCAUCUCCAUGGCAAUGGUAUGGAGGCUCAGCAGCAGCAGCAUCAUCAUCAUCAUCAGCAGCAGCAGCAGCAGCAGCAGCAGCAGAUACAACACACUUCCACAAUCCACACGCCUUUCCAUGAUUUGCCGGUAGCUUCUUCUGCAUCUCAACAAGAGCAGACUGCCAAGCCUGCCUACUGCGGCCUGGGCGGCGGGGCAUAUACACAUCCUCAUGCUCAGGCGCACACCCAUUUCCUCCAGCAGCAGGUGCCCUACCUGCCACCCUCUCCUCCGAGCUCAGAGCCCGGAAGCCCUGACAGGCAGAAGGAGCUGCUCCACACCAUGUCCCCUCCUCCCUCAUAUGCAGCCACCAUCGCCUCCAAGUUGGCAGGUAGCACCCCUGGACUUGCGCCCGGCCCAGGAUCAGGCAGCUUAGCCCUCCCCCUCACUACAGGCCCUUCGCCCGUCCCAGGCCAAAAUACAGGCCUUCCACAAGCCCCCGCAACAACCCCAGCCCCAGCCCCAACCCCAGCUCAGACCACCGUGCCUGCCCGCUACAACCGGAGGAACAACCCGGACUUGGAGAAACGACGGAUCCACCACUGUGAUUACCCAGGCUGCAAGAAGGUCUACACCAAGUCGUCCCAUCUGAAAGCUCACCUCAGGACUCACACGGGUGAGAAACCGUACAGGUGUACGUGGGACAGCUGCGACUGGCGCUUUGCUCGUUCGGAUGAGCUGACACGUCAUUUCCGGAAGCACACGGGCGCCAAACCCUUCCAGUGCGCCGUCUGCUCACGCUCCUUUUCCCGAUCCGACCACCUCGCCCUGCACAUGAAGAGACACCAGAACUAACAGCAUUUGUACACACACACACACACACACACACACACACACACACGCUAAAAACACACAAGCACUAUCUUUGACACACAUGAAACGCUCACUCCAUCACACACAAGUACAAUGUUACAAGCUGCCUGAUGCAGAGUGACUUUCACAGACACCGCAGCUCCUCCUUUUGCUGCUACCGUGUCCUAAAAGAAACAGUACGGUAGCCUAACAGAUGUGUUGCUCUUAAACCCAGAGAGGGAAAGGUUUGGAGGUUGUAAAUUAGAAAGAUAAUGACCAGAUGAAGUUCCUGGUCCCUUAACCUUCAGAUAUACUUGGUAUAGAUUUCUGUGGACAAAUACAAAGAAGAAAAAUAUUAACAAAAAAAAAGAAAAUGGUAGCUCAGAAAUGUGACUCCAGCCCAUUUGCACUCUUUCGUGUGACUGGAAUGAAAGCACUUACCACUCAGAACUUGUACAUCUUUUGUCUAACAUAAAAAAUGGCUUCACAAUUGUUUUUAUAAAGGAGAAGCUUUUGUUUGCAAAACAAGUCAAGCCAAAUAUUUGUUUACUCCUUGGUUUGGUAGUUUGUUUAUAAAACUGGAAUUUCCAGAUUAGAUUUUGUUUGUUACCAAAUCCUUCAGUUUGCACUAGAAUUGGUAAUCUAAGUCUAAGCCUUUUUGUCCCAUGCAUCUCAUUCACCACUGGACUGAUCAUUAUCACUACUGGACUGAAUCUCUGUGUGAACGCCACACAAAUCAUUGCUGUUGAGAUAUUAAAAAUUGAAGGCAUUUAUACUCUGGAGAGAGGGAAGAUAGUGCAGAGGAAAAAAAUGGGGGAGGGAUGGAGAUGGAGGGGUAGAGAGAUUUUAGAGAGAGGAGAUCUGGGGACGACUGAGAAGCAGAGGGAGGUGGAUGGUUGCUAAAGAGCAGCAAUUAGGUGAUGAAUUAUUCAUGUUGUCAUUCAGUGGAUUUCCAGCCAGAGGAAAGUAUCAGAACCCUAGAACCAUAAACUAGAAUUCGUUCAGUUUAUACAGAAGUGACUGUAUUUUAAUGCACAAGCUUGUAUUAAGCGUCUUCUUACAUCUAUCUUAUCCAGCAUUUUACUUCUUUAAAAUGUUUUAACCAAAGUAUCAUCUUCAUUUGUCAACACCUUCUUAAGUGCCUCCUCCUCUGGCUUAUGUGUGUUUGUUCUGUGGUAGCAGAGCUGUGAUCAAUGUAGACAGUCCUUUUAAACACACAUGGUGCUGUUUUUAUUUCGUAAUCUGUUGAAUCUCUAGACUUGGCUUGGACGAAAGGUACAUUUCUUUUAAAUUACAAGGUUACCCAUCACUCAUUGUAAUUUAACAGCUGGGCUCAGGCCACUUCACGGACAUCCUGACAUAAUGUGGAACUUUUUUUGUUUUGUUUGUUACAGUCCUUCCUCUGAGGUGUCUCACUCUCUGACUCUGUACACAACUAACUUACAAUUGGGCUCUAUCAGUCAGUCGAACAUGAACACCCAUUUUGUUAAAGGAUAGGUCCCUAUUUGUUUUUAAGUCUUGUAAAACAAUACUCACAUGCCUACAUGUGCAUUGCAUUGAGUUAUUGGUCGCUGCAAGUGUUUCUCUUGUCCAUAUAAUGUGAUAUGGGCAUCUUCUAAAGUUAGUCUUAUCAGUGUAGAAUUCCCUCUUUGUGCUUAAGCAGACAGUGUUGUUGGUCCUUGUUGAGCGGUAAUGCGGAAUUUCACUAAGAAGUAUUGGCUGCAAUGCAACCCAGAUAUAUGACAUUAUCUAUAUAGAUAUUAGAUGCAUAGGCUAACAUUUAACGUAACUGCGUGCAGUGCCGUGUGCAUGCGCGCACACACACACACACACAGUGUUGUUGUUUUGAAAAGAGGACAGCUAUUAGAUUAAUUUGAUUUUUUUUAAUCCAGUACCUUCAGUGUUUGCUUAUAGAGUAUAUGGAGUGGUUGUGUUGCUUGCCUGAGACCAAGUUGUGACACAAUAUGAGAGAUAGGAUAAUGUCCUAGAUUUGUUUGACAGUCCCUGAAUCACAGUCAGUAUAGACAAGAGGAACAUGUGCAUCAACCAAAAAAUCUCUUUUAAUGUACAUAUACACAUGAGAGCACUAAAAAUUGUGAUCCUAUCCUUUAAUAUACACUUGAAUGUCCAUUUUGAUGGUGUGAUUUAGCCCGCGCCUAUAAGUGUAUUUGUUCAUUCACUGCUGGUAGCAUAAAGAUAAUAUAGCACUGUAAUGUAUCAUGGUAAAUCAGACUAUUUAUUUGAUUGUGUAGAAGUGGGGGUUUGUAUCACAUCAACAGUCUCCCCAUCAAAAAUGCCUUAAUGUAAAUAUAUGCACUGUAAAUAACUAUUGUUUUUUUUCUCCUCUUGUUAUUAUUUUGUAAACAAAAGGGCAAAAAGAAGAAAAUGCCCUGCAUCUAAAAACAUUUGAGCCUUUUUUUUUCUUUUGGUUUUGUUUUCUUGUCAAAGAUAUUUUGAUGCCAUUGUUUUAUAUAUUGUCCUUCCAGCAAAUUAUUUUGUAGAUUUGUUUUCUUUCUAGGUAAACGUUCCAAAGACAAAAGUUGUUUUUCUUCAACUCAGUGAAGCCGAUCCUAAUAAAGUCAACUGACACUUUUACAGA